This is a messenger RNA of Molossus molossus (Pallas's mastiff bat), 2202 nucleotides long. Its product is annotated as serine/threonine-protein phosphatase 4 regulatory subunit 3B-like. Gene Ontology annotation, cellular component: nucleoplasm; protein phosphatase 4 complex. Gene Ontology annotation, biological process: DNA damage response; protein dephosphorylation. Gene Ontology annotation, molecular function: protein phosphatase activator activity. The transcript is spliced from 2 exons. The coding region runs from base 1 to 2202 and encodes 733 amino acids. NCBI's taxonomy places the organism in Eukaryota, Metazoa, Chordata, Mammalia, Chiroptera, Molossidae. The record is from RefSeq and is a predicted model, not a curated record.
AUGGCGAACAAGACUAGUCACCCUGUAAAACUUUAUACUCUGAAUGAGGACAAACAUUGGGAUUAUCUAGGCUCAGGGCUUGUCACCACAGUUUACACUCAAACCCAGGGCGCGGCUCUGUUAGUUAGGUCGGAGUCCAGCGGUUCACUGAUGCUGGAAUCUGAGAUACUUCCAGACACUCCCUAUCAGAAACAAAAGGACACAUUGAUUGUUUGGUCUGAAGCUGACAACCAUGGAAUGGCAUUGAGUUUCCAAGACAUAGGCAGUUGUCAUGAGACCUGGGAAGACAUUUGCCAGGUUCAAGGAAAAGACCCAUCCGUCAGCAUCACACAAGAACUCUUAGAUGAUUUAGAGGAGGACUGUGAUGAAACGCUAGAAACUGAUAUGUUUGACCUGCCUAACUGUGAACUCAGUAAACUUAAAGACAUUGCUAAUUUAGUCACCUCAGCUUUCACUUCACCUAUCCGUAGCAGAAGGCUGGCCCUGGUCUUGGAAAAUGAGAACUAUAUUAAAAAACUACUGCAGCUGUUACACUCUUGUGAGAACCUGGGAUACACUGAAGGCUUAUACCAUUUGCAUACAAUUGUUAGAGGAAUCUUAUUCCUCGACAAGACAUCUUUGUUUGAGAUCUUGUUUUCUGAUGAGUGUAUCAUGAAUGUGGUGGGAUGCCUUGAAUAUGACCCUGCUUUGGCUCAGCCAAAAAGGCAUAGGGAAUUCUUGACCCAAAAUGCAAAGUUCAAGGAAGUUAUACCUAUAACAGCCUGUAAACUUAAACAAAGAAUACAUCAAACAUACAGGGUACAGUAUAUUCAAGACAUUCUUUUCCCUACACCAUCCGUAUUGGAAGAUAAUUGUCUUUCUGCUCUUAAAACUUUUAUUUUCCUCAACAAGAUGGAGAUAAUCCACAUGCUGCAGACAGAUGACAAGUUUUUGCCUGAAGUUUUUGCGCAGUUAAAGGAUAAGACUACUGAUGAUGAUAAGCGGCGCGAAUUAAUACUUUUUUUCAAGGAAUUCUGUACGUUUACUCAGACAUUAAAGUCUCGAAACAAGAAUGCACUGUUCAAAACAUUGACACAAAUGGGAAUUCUUCCUGCUGUUAAAGUUGUAAUGAGCCUGGAUGAUUUUCAAAUAAGGUCAGCUGCUACUGACAUAUUUGCUUAUCUAGUGGAGCAUAGUCCAACCAUGAUCCGAGAAUUCAUAAUAGAAGAAGCCCAGCAGAAUGAAGGUGCUAACCUUCUCAUUAAUUUAAUAAUUAAACAAAUGACUUGUGAUACUGAUCCUGAGCUAGCAGGUGCUUUUCAAAUAAUGGAACUUCUUCGUUAUCUACUUGAUCCAGACAACAUGCUAGCGACACCUUAUAAAUGUGAAAGAAGUAAAUUUCUAAAUUUCUUCUAUAAACAAUGUAUGCAUAACGUAAUAGCACCACUUUUGGCCACGACUUCAGAAGAUACACUUGAAGAGGAUCAUAGACUUGGAGCUGACGUACACAACAAAAAUUGCCUCGGUGCUCUUCGCUUUAUGAGAAAGAUAAUUGGGCUUAAAGAUGAAGUUUAUAAUCGUUAUAUCAUUGAGGGAAAUUUUUUUGAGCCAGUUGUAAAUGCCUUUCUGGAUAAUGGAACUCGGUACAAUAUGUUGAAUUCAGCUGUUAUUGAAAUGUUUGAAUAUAUAAGAACGGAAAACAUCAAGUCUCUUGUUGCACAUGUAGUUGAAAACUUUUAUAAAACACUUGAAUGGAUUGAAUACAUUCACACAUUCAAAGGUUUGAGAAUUAAAUAUGAAAAAGAGAAAGCCCGAAAGAGUGAGGUACAGAAGAGUUUGACGUCUACGCAGAAUAAUAGUAAAAUAUUUUUAAGAAGGGCCAGAGUCCUGGAGAAUAAAGAAGCGUGUGUUAAAGGAAAUAUAGAAAAUACAGAGGAAGAAGAAGCAGGUACAAAGCUAAUGGAAAAUGAUUAUCAAGAUGAUUAUGAUAAAUGUAUGGAGACUGAAAAAAGAAAAGAAAAUGAAGACAAGGUAUAUGUUCCUAAAAGAACAUCUUCUGGUGACUACAAAUUUACUUAUUUCCAUUCUGCUGAUAAUGCUAAUGGAACAGGUGGCCCAAGUUAUAGUCGAGUAAUGAGAUUAGUGGAUUAUCCAGAUGAUGAUGAAGAAGAAGAUAAGGAAGAUGAAACAGCCUUCAGGAAAAGACCACAUCUUAACCUGUAA